AUGGGGGGCUCGGCCAGCCUGCUGCCGCGGGACGCGCUGGGCGAGUACCAGGAGCUGACGUUCCUGAGCAAGCAGGAGAUCCUGCUUGCCUACAAGAGGUUCAGUGAACUGCUGCCAAAGGAGGAGAGGGAAAACGCCUGCUCCACACGGGUUCCCAAGAGCCAGAUCCUGACGCUGCCAGAGCUGCGGGCAAACCCCUUCCAGCACCAGAUCUGCCGGGUGUUCUCCACCUCAGAGGCCAGGGAUGACAGCUUGUCCUUCGAAGACUUCCUUGAUAUGCUGAGCGUCUUCAGUGACUCUGCCACCUUGGACAUCAAAUCCCACUAUGCCUUCCGCAUCUUUGACUUUGAUCAGGAUGGGAUUCUGGACAGAAAUGACCUGGAGAAGCUGGUGAACUGCCUGACGGGGCAAGGCGAGGAGUCACGGCUGAACAGCACCGAGAUGGAGCAGCUCAUCCGAAACAUCCUGGAGGAGUCUGACAUUGACAAGGAUGGCACCAUCAACCUCUCGGAGUUCCAGCACGUUAUCUCCCGCUGCCCUGACUUUGCCAGCUCCUUCAAGAUCGUGCUGUGAGCACCCUGUGGCUCUCCAGAACCACUCCUCCAGCUGCUGCAGCUCUUCAUGGCCUCAGAAACUUUCUCUUUCAGCGAGCAGAGAGGCCCCCUCUCCUUGCCAGCCACACUGUGCCUCAGGCAGGACCCCCUGCUGCUCCCCUCUCA
Indicator indicator is the source of this 719-nucleotide messenger RNA. RefSeq names its product calcium and integrin binding 1 (gene CIB1). The record is from RefSeq and is a predicted model, not a curated record. The coding region runs from base 1 to 573 and encodes 190 amino acids. Lineage: Eukaryota; Metazoa; Chordata; Aves; Piciformes; Indicatoridae. The transcript has 7 exons. Gene Ontology annotation, molecular function: calcium ion binding.